GACUGCCGUCUGCCGAGUUGCUGCGAGGCGAGCAAGAAAAUUGUUGUGCAUAAAUUGUAAAUUGGGAAGCAUAUAACGCCAUUGACUACAGAAUGUCAGCGUUAAUGAAAUCUCUUUCUCUGGUCAAAAAGCUAAGCGCUGUCAAUCCAGCUCUGCAGGCCCACAUUGUCCGCAAUCUCGCCGGCUGGAAUAAGGACUACAAACCGGGACCAUAUCCAAAAACGGAGAAGGAACGCGAGGCAGCUGCCAAGAAAUAUUAUCUGCUGCCCGAAGAGUACAAACCCUACGCAGAUGAUGGCCUCGGCUAUGGCGACUAUCCAAAAGUUGGCGGCGGCCUCGGUGUAGAGCAUAAAGAUAACUACUAUCCUUAUGACUAUCCCGAGAUCAAACGCAAUUUUAAUGAGCCAAUUUCAGUGGAUCAUGAUUUGUACAGCGAAGAUCGCUACUCGCAGCCCGAUUAUCCCCGCUACAGCAAAAGCUACUAUAUGUUGUGCUUUGCUGGCGUUAUGGGUGGAUGCCUAGCCCUAUACUACUGGCUCGAGGAUAAGAAAAUGUAUCGGCCAGUGGCUGCCAAGCAAUAUCCCGCUGACGGCGUCAAACACUACACCUUCGAACGUUAGGGAUGCCAAGGCGGAUAGAAGCUUUGUGUGUAGUUUUCUAUUUUUUGUUUUGCUCCGCCUUUGUCAUUAAUUAGGCAAUUUACCAACGCAUAUGUACAAUUAAAAAAAAAAAAGAAACAAUCGAAA
Drosophila arizonae is the source of this 746-nucleotide messenger RNA. RefSeq names its product NADH:ubiquinone oxidoreductase subunit ASHI (gene ND-ASHI). Gene Ontology annotation, cellular component: mitochondrion; respiratory chain complex I. NCBI's taxonomy places the organism in Eukaryota, Metazoa, Arthropoda, Insecta, Diptera, Drosophilidae. The record is from RefSeq and is a predicted model, not a curated record.